Molecule: messenger RNA, 6157 nt
Organism: Hemicordylus capensis (graceful crag lizard)
Lineage: Eukaryota; Metazoa; Chordata; Lepidosauria; Squamata; Cordylidae
Gene: SACK1H
Product: family with sequence similarity 83 member H
Exons: 4
Coding region: 1234-4152 (972 amino acids)
Biological process (GO): positive regulation of cell migration; intermediate filament cytoskeleton organization; protein localization to cytoskeleton
Cellular component (GO): keratin filament
Molecular function (GO): keratin filament binding
Source: RefSeq, a predicted model, not a curated record
GGGGGGGGGGGGGGCUUCUCUUCUUGCUGAGGGCACAUUCCACUCCGUGAUGGGUGCUGCAGCUUGUGUCCCACACAGUGAUGCCAUCCUUGUACUUCUCUCCUAGGGACAUAGGAAGCUGCCCUAUACGGAGUCAGACCACUGGUCCAUCUAGCCCAGUAUUGUCUUCACAGACUGGCAGCAGCUUCUCCAAGGUUGCAGGCAGGAAUCUUAGUCUCAGUCCUCUCUUGGAGAUGCUGCUGCCAGGGAAGGAACUUGGAACCUUCUGCCGCUCUUCCCAGAGCAGCUCCAUCCCCUCGGGGGGGGGGAUAUCUUACAGUGCUCACACUUCUCAUCUCCCAUUCAGAUGCAACCAGGGCAGACCCUGCUUCGCUAAGGGGACAAGUCCUGCUUGCUAGCACCAGACCAGCUCUCCUCUCCUCUCCUCUCCUCACCCCACCCAUACAUUGGAGAGUCACUUCAAUUUCAUGGCCAAGCGCUUCUAAGAUGCCUUCUUUGACCAUAAGCUAAUUCAGGGAGGCUGUUUUCAUGAGCAGCUAAACCCGGGCUUGGCUGCCUGUGAGAACCAGCGGGAGCCGAAUGGCUCGCGUCUGCAACCCCCCCUCGGGAGCCCACCUCUCCAACGAGAAUAAGGGAGUGAGCCCUCCCUUAACCACGUUUACUUAUGGUGUGCCAGCACCGGCUGCGGGCGCUGGCGGGCGCCUGCCCGUGGCUGGGGGGAUCUCCACCAGGCACCACACAUUGGCGCAGUGCAUGGUGGGAUUUCUGGGGGCCGGGGUGAUUCGCUGGCAGGGGCAACAGCGGAGCGUCUGGGCGUGCUAUCUGCCCGCCCAGCAACAUCUUGGUGAUCGUCUGCGGGGAAGGCGAGGUCAUGCAGCCUCCCUCCCUCCCGUCCCCGCAAACGGUCGUGUGAAUGGGCCCGGUGCGCUGCCCGGCUUGUCCACCUCUCGUUCCUUUCUUGGGUCAAGGUGCUCACCAGUGGCGUGGUUGUGAGUGCACGAGGUGCUGCCUCUCCAUGGCAAGUUCCCGGCCAGGCCCACCCCUCGUGCCCAUUGCUGCUGCUGCUGCUGCUCUGGAUUUCUGUCUUUCCAGAGAAUCCGCCUUCUGUGGUCAAGUUCCCAGAUUGUCAGCACCGAAUAUUUUGCUGAAAUUCAUUGAGCACCACAGAAUUUGCUGUAGUUGCAGGUCAUCACUGUGGACUCAACCAUCUCAUAACUGGUGGUUGCCAUAGUGAUGGACACGUUCACGGAUGUGGACCUGCUGAGCGAGGUGCUGGGUGCAGCGGCCCGGAGAGUCCCUGUCUACAUCCUGCUGGACGCGAUGAACGCCCAACUCUUCUUGGACAUGGCUGCCAAGUGCAGAGUGGACCUCAACUACGUGGAGUUCCUGCGGGUGCGGACAGUGUCCGGCCCCACCUACUUCUGCCGCACAGGCAUGUCCUUCAAGGGGCACCUGAAGGAGACGUUCCUGCUGGUGGACUGCAUGGUGGUGCUGAGUGGCAGCUACAGCUUCAUGUGGUCCUUUGAGAAGAUCCACCGGAGCAUCGCCCAUAUCUUCCAGGGGGAGCUGGUGGCCAGCUUUGAUGAGGAGUUCCGCAUCCUUUUUGCACAGUCGGACCCCCUGGUCCCUCCCGCCAAUGUCUUGGUGAAGGCAGAGGCCUCCCUGGGGCCCUUCGGCAUGGGGCCCUUUGGCAACCACUUGCCCUUCUUCCCCCCCAAACCACCCCACAUGCUGUUUCCUCGUGAGGAUCACCUUUUCUCACCAUUUGUGGACAGAGUGGAUCCGGACAGGCACUUCCUGUCUUCUUUCCGAAGAGACGACUUGAUGUGCCACACCUUGGAGGGUCCGGCCAUGCGGAUGUAUUCCAAGAAGAUGGAAAUGGAGAACUCCCAGAUGGACCCUGUCCGGGGCUUUCUCCGCUCCAAGCAGCUGGAGAUGGAUUCCUUUAAAAGGCACAGCUUUGCAGAAGGAACCUUUGAGAACUUUGCUUCUUCAAAGCAGUUUUCCAGGCAGAUGUUCAUGAACAAUUUGGAUGAAUUUAAAAUCCAGUCCAGCCAUUUUCAGAAGGACCAAUUUUAUCAAUAUCAGUUUGAACACCCACAUGGUGCUAACAGGCCUCAGGGGCUCUUUGAAAGAAUCCGAGGUGGGAGGCUGGGAAUCAACGAGCCAGAGGACUGUGUGGAUGGCUUCAGGUAUCCAGAACUGGAGUCCCAUUUUCCCCGGGAAGGCCACCCACUGCGGCUGGAUUAUGUGCCUUCUCAUUCUUCCAAGGAGGUGAGGCAUGGUUCAGACCAGGUGAAUCCAGGAGGGAAUGGACUUCUGGGGCUCUCGUCCCUCAGAAGGCAAAACAUGGGACAGAAGUUUAUGUGCCAGACAUCCCCAACACAGAAGCAGAGCCUGGAGCAAAAGAUGUUCCUGCAGGACCAUGACCAGGAGGCAGGUCAAGGCAAGAAAGUGCAGGAGAACAGGGCAGGCUUGCGUAACUGGAGGGUGUCAUCGUACCUGAGUGGGUGCCCGUCUGAGCCAGGGGAGGAAAGCCUCCCAGUGCCAAUGGAGCCAGAUGCCUAUAAUGAGGGGCUUGGUCCUCCAGAGCCUCUCACCAGGUACCCUAGUGACCUCAUCCCUUCAUUCAGACCCUCACCACCACUUGUAAGUGCUAAAGAGAUUGCUGGAGUUGAGAGGCCAGGUGAGGAGAUGCCUUCAGGGAAGCUGGAUUCCUUCAGGAGCAGGAUCAAUCCCUUGAUCCAGAGGAGCUCCCGUCUCAGGUCUUCGCUUAUUUUCAGUGCAGCCAAGUUAGACCAGCAAAACCCGUCAACCGAGAGAGUCCAGCUGAUCCAUAAAGAGCAGACUUCCAGUGAGACAACAAAAGAGAACGAAACAGUCAAGACCUCAUCCACCUCGAAAGUAGCUGAGUUGCUAGAGAAGUACAGGACUGUGGGCAAAGACUCGGAAAGUACAACCGUCAGUCAGACAAAGGCCAUGUCUGCUUUUCUCCAGGAGGAGUCGCAGAACGCAGAGAAGAAAUGCACCAAGUCCGUGCAGUACAAGAUUCUGGAGAGCCGAGUGCUGGACUCCAAAGACGCCUUCAGUGAUUAUAAGCCGCACCCAGAGCCAGAUGGGCACGUGGGGGUGUCCCCCUCAGCCGGCCAGCUCACAGAUGCUCUUGGCAAAGAUGCCAUCGCGCAGGUUAGCAGUAAGAUGGACAAGCUCUCUUCUCGGUUCUACCCAACAGACAACAUGCCCAGCCUUCCAGAGAAGGAGAGCCUCAUAUUUGUUGGAGAAACACAGAAACUUGCUCUUCCAGAAAGGAAGGAGAAACUCUUGUUCAAAGGAGAUGCACAGAAUCCAGCCGGGACAGAAUUCAAGACAUUGGCACAAGCACAGACUAGCGCCCCCUCAUCCCUUGAAAGUCCUUCCAAGACCCAGGGCUCUUACGACAGCUCUCUCAAUAAGCCAGAGGAAGAAGUCUGUAAGCAGGAGCAGAGUCCUCGAGAGAUUUUUAGGAAGGGAUCCCUGAGGCUGAAGCAGCUGUUGAGCCCCAAAGGAGAGAAGAGGCCUGAAGAAGAAACCGCCCCUGACAGCUGGAAGUCAGACAAGCAGAGUGUGGUUGGCCUCAAGCGAUUGUCUCAGGGCGAAUACCAAGAACCCAUCGCGGAGGAGAAGUCUCCAAAGCCGGCCUCACUCCUCAAGGGGACUCCGGCGCUUCCGCCUCGGUUUCCCUCGUCUGCAGCCAACGUCCUCUACAGUAGCAACCUCCGGGACGACACGAAGGUCAUUCUGGAACAAAUUUCUGCCAACAGUCAGAAGAACCGAGCUGAGCUGGCCAGGCAGAUCCCAGUGGGGAGCAACCCUGAGCUGUCCAAGUCCACCACCAGCCUGGACCGCAAAGGUGAAGAGAGAAGCACAGGGGUCAUCAGGUCAGAGAGCUUUGGCAGUCACAAGCACAACCCUCCCAGGGAGCCUUCUGAAGACCGCGACUCUCUUCUGAAAAGGAUGGAGAGCAUGCGGAAAGAGAAGCGGGUCUACAGCCGCUUUGAGGUCUUCUGCAAAAAUGAUGAGCCAGGCGUGGAGGAAUGUGAGCCGGACGCCAAAGACAAGAAGAUGGGCAAGUUCAUGCCCAAACUCCUGGGCCAGUUCAAAGCCAAGAAGUGACCGUCCAGCUGCUGCCCACCCUUCCGCCUGCCUGGGACAGAGGUUGAUGUGGAGGGCCUGCUCAACAGGCUGGGCUGGUGGCUGGGUGGCAGGGGAACUGCAGGCCACCUGAAGUGUGACUCAUGACCCUGACAUGCUGUGGUGGGAAUAAACUGUGCAGUAGGAGGCACAGUUCCCAAAUAGGUUUCCGCUUGCUUGGGAGAGUCCCAGCACCAUCUCCUCAGAGCAGCUGUUGCGACAACGGGUGGGAAAACCCCCUCUCUGCUCAUCUGGCAGGAAGGGGCCUGGGGCUGCUGCUUCCAGGUUACACUCCAGCCUCCAGUGCCCCCACCCCCCGAAAGGUGACUGCACUCAUUCAGCCUUGACCAGCACUGACCCCUCCGGCCCCACUGAAACCAGGUCUUUUCCUUGGGGCCUGUGCAGCUGCCUUCUCCGGAGUCCGACCCUUUCGCAGUUGUCGAGGUCAGUCUUGGCUCCACUGACUGGCAGCGGCUCUCCAAGGGAUGCUGCCAGGAGCUGAGCCCGGCUUCUUCCGCCUGCAGAGCGGGGGCUGCUCUCCCACUGAACUGCACCCCACCUUCCACCACGUACUCCCCCCGGGGGUGGUGGUGGAUUUGUUUGCCCUGCGUGAGGCCGAGGCAACUGGGAGGCGACCCCAAGCGGCUCUGCGUGGGGCACGGUGGCGGCAGCACUGGGAGGUCCAGAUCAGCCGAGCCGCCCUCAGCCUCCUCCCACUGCAGCUUCCAGCAGCCCGUCAGGCCCAACAAGGCCCAGGAUGGGAGGAAAGGGAAAGGCGGGAGCAGCAGGCAGGGAGACAUGACGGAGGUCUAUAAAAUCAUGCAUGGUGUGGAGAACGUGGAGAGAGAGAAAUUCUUCUCCCUCUCCCAUCACACUAGAACCAGGGGUCAUCCCAUGAAAUUGAUGGCCAGGAGGUCUAGGACCAACAGACGGAAGUACUUUUUCACACAAGGCAUGAUCCACUUGUGGAACUCUCUGCCACAAGAUGUGGUGACAGCCAACAACCUGGAUGGCUUUAAGAGGGGCUUGGAUAACUUCAUGGAGGAGAGGUCGAUCAACGGCUACUAGUCGGAGGGCUGUGGGCCACCUCCAGCCUCAAAGGCAGGAUGCCUCUGAGUCCCAGUUGCAGGGGAGUCACAGCAGGAGGGAGGGCAGGCCCCUUUCCACUCCUGCCUUUGGGCUUCUCACGGGUAUCUGGUGGGCCACUGUGCGAAACAGGAUGCUGGAUGAGAUGGGCCUCCUUGGGCCUGAUCCAGCAGGGCUGUUCUUGUGUUCUUAACGGCUGCACUCUGCAGAAGAGGGGCCAUCGCUGUAGCAUCGCGGCUGCUCCCCCCACCCUUCUCUUUGUCGCCCACCUGCUACGGUAGCUUGCCUAAUUCUCACUGAGAUGGUCAACUGUGCCCGGAUUGUACCAUUUUGGGAGUGGGGGGAGGGGGGUAGGCUCACAUGACAAUGGAAUGUUCCUCCAUACAAAAACAUGCCCUAGGUGUUGAGCAGAGGGGUGGUUGUUUAAGUUGCAUUCUCCAGACAGGACGUGUGUUUGCCUGAAGGUGCAUCCAGUGCCGUGAGCCCAGGCCCAGGCCCUGGGGUGGUACCUUGGUCAGCCCUGGGCCUCAGCCACGGAGCCUGGACACUGCCUGCCCCACCCUCCAGCCCUCAGGGCAGGGGCCAGCAGGAUCCCUACGCCCUGCUUCCCGCUGAUGCUGCUGCACGAUCCAGGCGCCAUGCCUCAAGGGACGGCUGGAGGCGCUCCUCCGGGAGCAGGGCCUGGGGGCUGCCAGUGGCAACACCUCGCAGGCAGAGGCUGGGAGCAGGAAGCCCGGGAGGGGCCAAGGGGGAGGGAGGGGCCACCUGAGCAAACCUGCAGUGGGGGGGGGGUCUCCUUUCUUGCUCAAGUAAAAUGCACCAGUGCGGCCGAGGACUGCUAAUUCUGCACUAAGAUAAAUCACAAAUGCUGUGAUGGGAAUAAACGUUGCAAUUCUUUGUA